Messenger RNA from Eimeria mitis, 1128 nucleotides. RefSeq lists its product as uncharacterized. The transcript is spliced from 10 exons. The record is from RefSeq and is a predicted model, not a curated record. Gene Ontology annotation, cellular component: mitochondrial large ribosomal subunit. The coding region runs from base 1 to 1128 and encodes 375 amino acids. Gene Ontology annotation, biological process: rRNA methylation. Gene Ontology annotation, molecular function: methyltransferase activity. Lineage: Eukaryota; Apicomplexa; Conoidasida; Eucoccidiorida; Eimeriidae.
AUGAGCAUUCGGGGUGGUGCGUGCUGGAGUGCUACGUACAGCAAGCAGUAUGGCGAAGCCCGCUGGAAAUCGUUGCUAAAUGCUCUUGCAGAGGUGCCAAACCAACUGGCUUUCGUUUCUCCGAGUAUAUCCCACAGCGCGCUACGUUACCUGAUAAGGAAGCCACGGUUUGCGCCCUGCUUGAUCCCCAAUUGCUUCUCAUUUGAGGGCCCCACGGCAAGAACAGACGAUAAAAAAGACGAUGCAGCUGCUGAGUGUGCUGCAUCGGUAUCCUCUGAUUCCAGAGGACAGCUGCCGACCGAUCAGAACACGAGCGGCAAUGUAGCGAUCGUUGAAGAUGAACAUAUUGCCGAGGAGGCAAGGGCAAAAACAUACUUUCUAGACGGAGAAGAAACGGAGGGGCUGCUGGUGUGUAACGACAUCAGCCGCGACAGACUCGCUCGACUUCAAAACACCCUGAACAAGUUCUCUCCUCUUAACAAAGAAUGGCAGGCACCCGGGGGUAAAUCCCUAAUUAUUUUGUCGAUGCUAACACAAGCAAAGGUCCCAUCGUACAUCAUUGGAGGCCACAGCAUGCUUAGUGAAACAAACAGUGUCGAGAAUGACGAAGAAACGGAGGGGCUGCUGGUGUGUAACGACAUCAGCCGCGACAGACUCGCUCGACUUCAAAACACCCUGAACAAGUUCCUGCCUUCUUACUCCACGGCAGGACAGCGGCUUCAGUUCAGUUGCGCAGACAUCUGCAGGGGCGGCGCAUUUGGCACACCGAAAGCUCAUGCAGAGCGCCAGCUGAAGAUGCUUCGCAUUGCCUCGAAACUGCUGAAGAAAGAUGGCAUUCUUCUGUACAGUACUUGCGCUCUGUCGGAACUAGAAAACGAUGCUGUAAUUGAAAAGUUUCUGAAGAAGAUGAACGGGAAUGUAAAGAUACUGCCUCUGUUCGAUGGAGAGUGGCCCGCAGAAGUAAAAGUUUUAGACCAGACAGGAUCAGGGUUGUGCACAAAAACGGAACACAGCGACAACAACUCUUUGUUUUCCGUCGAAAAAUUAAAAUACGGAUAUGCAAUGCUUCCUGAUAUAUCGAGUUUUGGGCCCAUGUACUUCUGCAAAAUGCAGAUCACGGGGCACUAA